Messenger RNA from Penicillium psychrosexuale, 270 nucleotides. RefSeq lists its product as uncharacterized. NCBI's taxonomy places the organism in Eukaryota, Fungi, Ascomycota, Eurotiomycetes, Eurotiales, Aspergillaceae. Bases 1 to 270 code for a protein of 89 amino acids. The transcript has a single exon. The record is from RefSeq and is a predicted model, not a curated record.
AUGGACAUCGCGCUGGAAGAGCAAAUCGUAAACGAAACUCUACCAUGCCUCCUCACGAUCCACCUCUCCGAGAUGCACCAUGCCUGGUCUCCAGUACGCUCGCCAUUCAAUAAAGCAUCCUGUGGCAACAUGGUUAUACUCACAGAGGGAUGUCUCGAGGCAGGGGCAUUCCCAGAGAAGUUUGCCAUAAUUGAAGUGAAAGCAUUGCCUCGAGGUCGUGAUAAGAGACCUGAACUUCUAUGGCAAGAAAUCACAAAGAUGGUGGCAUAG